GUCCGCCUGAGGUAAAAUCUGGCCCUUCCGCGCCUCGUUGGGAGCUGCGCCUCCUCUUCAGGAAUUUAAUUAAAAUGCUGCUGUCAAUGGGAAUGCUAAUGCUGUCUGCAACUCAGAUUUACACCAUUCUCACAGUUCAGCUGUUUGCUUUCUUAAACCUGUUGCCUGUGGAGGCAGACAUUUUAGCGUAUAAUUUUGAAAAUACAACGCAGACAUUUGAUGACUUACCAGCAAGGUUUGGCUACAGGUUGCCCUCAGAAGGCUUAAAGGGUUUUCUGAUAAAUUCAAAACCUGAGAAUGCAUGUGAACCCAUCACUCCUCCGCCCCUGAAAGACAAUUCUUCCCGCACAUUUAUUGUAUUAAUCAGAAGACUUGAUUGCAACUUUGACAUAAAGGUUUUGAAUGCUCAAAGAGCUGGCUAUAAAGCAGCCAUAGUUCACAAUGUUGAUUCCGAUGAACUCAUUAGCAUGGGAUCCAAAGACAUUGAUGUUUUAAAGAAGAUUGACAUUCCAUCUGUCUUUAUUGGUGAAUCAUCUGCUAAUUCCCUUAAAGAAGAAUUCACAUAUGAGAAUGGAGGUCACAUUGUGUUAAUCCCAGAGUUCAACCUCCCUUUGGAGUACUACCUGAUCCCAUUCCUAAUUAUUGUGGGGAUCUGUCUCAUACUUAUUGUUAUUUUUAUGAUAACAAAAUUUGUCCAGGACCGACACAGAGCAAGAAGGAAUCGGCUUCAAAAAGAUCAGCUUAAGAAGCUUCCAGUACAUAAAUUCAAGAAAGGAGACGAGUAUGAUGUGUGUGCCAUUUGUCUGGAUGAAUACGAGGACGGAGAUAAGCUCAGAAUCCUUCCCUGCUCUCAUGCAUACCACUGCAAGUGUGUGGAUCCCUGGCUGACUAAAACCAAGAAAACAUGCCCUGUAUGCAAACAAAAAGUGGUCCCUUCUCAGGGUGAUUCAGACUCUGAAACGGACAGCAGUCAGGAAGACAAUGAAGUGUCCGAGAAUACGCCUUUGCUUAGGCCACUUGCUUCAGUCAGCACUCAGUCUUUUGGGGCACUGUCUGAGUCUUACACCAAUCCGAACAUGACAGAGUCUUCAGACUAUGAGGAAGAUGAGGAUGAAGAUCUCGACAGUAGCGAUGCCGAAAACGGAGCAACAGAAGAGAGUGUAGUAGUCCAGCUUCAGCCCAAUACUGAACGAGAUUACAGAGUGGCAAAUACUGUUUGAACUUCA
Euleptes europaea (tarantolino) is the source of this 1226-nucleotide messenger RNA. It is a transcript of the gene RNF13, whose product is annotated as ring finger protein 13. Lineage: Eukaryota; Metazoa; Chordata; Lepidosauria; Squamata; Sphaerodactylidae. Bases 75 to 1220 code for a protein of 381 amino acids. Gene Ontology annotation, cellular component: cytoplasm; nucleoplasm. Gene Ontology annotation, molecular function: ubiquitin protein ligase activity. The transcript is spliced from 10 exons. The record is from RefSeq and is a predicted model, not a curated record. Gene Ontology annotation, biological process: protein ubiquitination; ubiquitin-dependent protein catabolic process; positive regulation of DNA-templated transcription.